Coniosporium apollinis CBS 100218 is the source of this 1224-nucleotide messenger RNA. RefSeq lists its product as uncharacterized. Gene Ontology annotation, molecular function: hydroxymethylglutaryl-CoA lyase activity. The transcript has 2 exons. Lineage: Eukaryota; Fungi; Ascomycota; Dothideomycetes. Bases 1 to 1224 code for a protein of 407 amino acids. The record is from RefSeq and is a predicted model, not a curated record. Gene Ontology annotation, biological process: ketone body biosynthetic process; L-leucine catabolic process.
AUGUCUACUCGUCAGUCUGCCCUGAGCAUAGCACGCCUCGCAGCUCGCUACCCCUGCCGCCGGACGCUCGCAACAGCAGCACGAUCGGCGGAGCAGGUCCGCAUUGUCGAGGUUGGGCCAAGAGAUGGAUUGCAGAAUGAGAAGAAGGCGAUUGAGCUGGAGACUAAGAUUGAGUUCAUCAAGCGGUUGGCACAGACUGGACUCCGGACGAUAGAGGCUGGUUCUUUCGUCUCGCCGAAGUGGGUUCCUCAGAUGGCGAACUCCUCCGAUAUCCUCGAACACAUCCUCCAGCAACCGCCUCAAGCUCCGGAACCGAUAAACUACCAGUUCCUGUUACCGAACAGCUACGGGCUUGGUAACUUCCUCAAAGUGUACAAACACUACGGAGAUUCCGCACAGCCAGCAGCAGACACCGGCUACCCAACUCCGCCGCCCUCGCCCUCGCCCUCGGACAACGGCCCAGCCCUGAACACCUCGUCCCAAGACGCCAACGCCAUGCCCUCGGCCACCGACCCCACCGCUGCAAUGUCACAGCCCGUGAACUCAUCCCCAUCAUCAUCGUCCUCUUCCAGCUCCACACUCCCCGAAAUUGAGCUCUCAAUCUUCACCGCCGCCACCGAGACUUUCACCCAGAAGAACAUAAACUGCAGCAUCGCAGAGUCCCUCGAGCGCUUCAAGCCCAUCUUCGGCGCCGGCAAAGAAUACCGUCUGCGCGUGCGUGCCUACAUCUCCGUCGCGCUCGGAUGUCCAUUCGAGGGGCCCGACGUCGACCCGCACCAAGUGGCCGAUCUCGCCGUCUCUCUGCUCGAGAUGGGCGCGCACGAGAUCAGCGUCGCGGAUACGACAGGUAUGGGGACCGCGCCUAAGACGCAGGAGCUGCUGAAGACGCUGAAAGCGGCGGGCGUGGAUGCGGGGGAUUUGGCGCUGCAUUUUCAUGACACCUAUGGCAUGGCGCUGGUGAAUACGGUGGUCGGCUUGGAUCAUGGGGUCAGGACCUUCGAUGCGAGUGUGGCGGGGUUGGGGGGUUGUCCGUAUAGCCCGGGCGCGACGGGGAAUGUGGGGAGCGAGGAUAUGGUGCAUCUGUGUCAUAGCUUGGGCUUGAAGACGGGGGUGGAUAUUGAGAAGUUGAGUCGGGUCGGGGACUGGAUUGCGGGGGAGGUGGGGAAGGCGAAUGAGAGUCGAGCGGGUAAAGCGACAAUUGCGAGGCUGAAGAGGGACUCGUAA